Drosophila teissieri is the source of this 579-nucleotide messenger RNA. RefSeq lists its product as uncharacterized. NCBI's taxonomy places the organism in Eukaryota, Metazoa, Arthropoda, Insecta, Diptera, Drosophilidae. The record is from RefSeq and is a predicted model, not a curated record. The transcript has a single exon. The coding region runs from base 94 to 483 and encodes 129 amino acids.
CAUUGCCGUAGUGCUCAACACGAAAAAAAAAAUUCAAAAAAUAACAAUACCUACGGAAUAGGUAUAGAAACAAUUGCGCUAGAAUUCAAAGUUAUGACCAGUCUGCCGGACGAUCAGGGUCCCAAUAUCUGCAACUGUCGUCGCAUGCGUUCCGAGUGCUGGAUACGACAUUCGAUCUCCGCCGAGGACACGAUGACCCGUCUGGCCCUGAAGUACGACACCAGCAUUGGCCACAUCUGCCGGGCCAAUCGCAUGCACCGACAGGAUGUCCUGCAGGCACGCCACCACGUUUGGGUGCCCAUUCCGCGGCGUCAGUUCCAGAUGGCGAGUCCACAGAAACCGCAGUGCCACCAAAGUGCGCAGAUCCCGGCCAGAGCAGAAAAGCCGAACUUGCCGCCACAUUUCUACCGCCAAAGUGAUCCCAAUCCGAAUCCCUUUGCCGACGAUGGCGAUCCCCUGCUGGUCAUCACAGAAAUCAAGUAGUGGCACUGCAAGGAAAAGUCCAAUAAAUUGUUUGUUAGCAAUUAUUGUAUAAUCAUUUUGUAUAAGUAAAUAAGACAAUAGUUUUUGGUAGUCCUA